Messenger RNA from Humulus lupulus (European hop), 1149 nucleotides. RefSeq lists its product as uncharacterized. The record is from RefSeq and is a predicted model, not a curated record. NCBI's taxonomy places the organism in Eukaryota, Viridiplantae, Streptophyta, Magnoliopsida, Rosales, Cannabaceae. The transcript is spliced from 2 exons. Bases 1 to 1149 code for a protein of 382 amino acids.
AUGCCUCAACAACAAAUGAAUCAAGCCUCUUCAUCACAACAGCCUAGGCCACAAGCUCCACCAGACAGGCCUAAUGAAAUACAAGCUGCGCUAUUGACUUUUACCAACACCCAGACUCAGUUUAUGACUGAGACCAGAUCUUCUAUCAGAAAUCUUGAAACACAAGUGGGGCAAUUGGCCAAUAUGCUGAAUAAUAGACCUCAGGGAAAUUUUCCUAGCAACACUGAAAUUAAUCCCAAGGAGCAAUGUCAGGAAAUUACUCUGAGGAAUGGUAAACAAAUUGAGCAGUCUAGUGUACAACAACCAGUGGUUCAAAAUGAAGAUUUGGGUGAAAUGUCUGAUACAGUUGAGCAAUGGGUUAAUGAAGAUCACCAAAGCAUAGAGACGAUUCCUCUAGUUGUUGUUGACCAGUCAAAUCGAUGCAAUAUUGCAAAGAAAGCUGCCCAAAAGUUGAGAGAUCCGGGGAGCUUUACUAUACCUUACACAAUUGGAAAAUUUGAGUGUAAGCAUGCAUUGUGUGAUUUGGGGGCGAGUAUUAAUCUGAUGCCCUUAUCUGUGUUCAAAAAACUUGGUUUGGGUGAAGCAAGACCAACAACAGUUACUCUACAGUUGGCAGAUCAAUCGGUGGAGCACCCACAGGGUAUCAUUGAAGAUGUUCUUGUGAAACUGGAUAAGUUUAUUUUCCCUGCUGAUUUUAUUGUUCUUAAUAUGGAGGUAGAAGCAGAUCUGCCUAUCAUUCUUGGAAGACCAUUCCUAGCCACGGGCCAAGCGCUUAUUAAUGUUCAAAAAGGUGAGUUGAAGCUCCGAGUCCAGGGAGAGGAAGUGGUUUUUAAUGUGUUCAAGGCUAUGUCGUAUCCAAGAGAAAGUGAUAGUUGUUUUUCUUUGAGUGUGGUUGAUCAAGUUGUUUCUGAGAAGUCUUUAGUGUCUGAAGCUUUAGAGUUAGCUUUAACUCAGUUUGGUGAUGAUGAGUUUAAUGACGCCGAAGUCAUGAAGUAUGUGAAUUGGGUGAAUUCUCAAGGGCCAUUUUAUAGAAAGAAAUAUGAGAAGUUGGGACAAGGAUUUGAGAGAUCACCUCCAUUAGUUGAAAAACCACCAGUUCUUGAGUUGAAGACUUUACCAGAACAUUUGCAAGUAUGUAUACAUGGGUGA